This is a messenger RNA of Beta vulgaris subsp. vulgaris (sugar beet), 1614 nucleotides long. RefSeq lists its product as hypothetical. The coding region runs from base 755 to 1372 and encodes 205 amino acids. The transcript is spliced from 3 exons. Lineage: Eukaryota; Viridiplantae; Streptophyta; Magnoliopsida; Caryophyllales; Amaranthaceae. The record is from RefSeq and is a predicted model, not a curated record.
GAACACCUACCAAACAAAUUCAAAAAAGUUAGUGAGACAUCCAUUAUUUCUCACCUUUAUACAAUCCAAUAUUAGAAAUUAUAGAGAACAAACUUUAAAAAGCCCCAUACAUUGCCUUAACCCACUCCCUCCUCAAAUCCCUUCUAUUGUGGCUUGUGCCAACGUAGAGACGCAAAGAAAAGAUCCAAAAAGUAGCGUAAGUGCCAAACUCAUUCUCUCACACACACUCUCUCUCUCUAAAUCCAACGGUUGAUACUUAACAUCAUCCACCACAUUCAAUCUCAACCGUUGAUUGUUAAGAGCUUAUGAAGGAUGGUUGCUAUGCUUAAACGCCUUUGUUUUAUGAGGCUUGUCCCCUACUAUGAGGCGUUGCUUUGUUGUUGAAUUCUAAGUUGCAGUUUGUUUAAGUCUUCUUUUUUCUCUCUUUCUCUCUGUAAAAUUAUGCAUCAUUAAGGGAGAAUCCAAACACCUUUUUCCAAAGAAUCACAUUUUUAUUAUUCUCUUUUUUCCUUUCAAUUAUAUACAUAGCUCUCUCUUAUAAUGGUAAUGUCAAUCAUUCACCUAAAGAAACCUAUUCUUUUUAUUUCUCUAUUAUUAUUAUUAUUAUUAUGAUAUUAAAUCAUGUACAACAUUAUUCUCACCUUAGCUUCUAUAUAUAUUAAAAAGAUUACACCCACCUCAAAUUUAUUGCCAUAUUUCUCAUAAUUUUGUUACUAUUACUAGUACCACCACCACCUCUACUAAUUCAUCAAUAAUGGAUGCCCCUCCUUGGUUAGUGCCAUUGUUAGGUACUACAUUCUUUCACAUUUGUAGAAUCCAUGGAGACGCGGCGCGAAGCGAAUGCAAUAUGUUUUGUUUAGAUUGUCAUUCAGAUGCAUUCUGCUACUAUUGCAGAUCAUCUAGGCACAAAGAUCAUCAAGUAAUACAGAUAAGAAGAUCUUCAUACCAUGAUGUAGUGAGAGUAGGAGAUGUACAGAAGAUGAUGGAUAUAAGUGGAGUGCAGACAUAUGUUAUAAACAGUGCCAGAGUUAUGUUUUUGAAUCAAAGGCCUCAGCCUAAAACAGGAAAAGGUGUUGCUCAUUUGUGUGAGAUUUGUGGGAGAAGUCUUUUAGACCCUUUUCGCUUUUGUUCUUUGGGAUGCAAGCUUGUAGGAGUAAGACGAAAUGGGAAUGCAAGCUUUGCCAUAGAUGGGAAGAAGAGUGAAGAAGGGAUAUCAUCAAUGAGAAUGAAUAAUAAUAGUUGUAGUAGGAAAGAAAGAGAAGCUUUGCGUGAAGGCUCAGAACAAGACAUUUACCCGCCCACGCCGCCUCCACCUCCUUCAAAUUCAAGAAGAAGAAAAGGGAUUCCUCAUAGAGCACCUUUUAAGUCUUGAUUUUAAUUAAUUAACCUUAAUCAUAUUUUACCAACUACUACUCACUAAUUAUGCUUUCUUACCACCCCCAAUUUCAUUUUCUUUCUGUGAUUAUAUAAAUGUGAAUUUGCUAUUAAUUAUCAUGUUUAAUUACUGAUUUAAGGCGGAAAAUUCUGCUCCAUUUAUUUUGUACCAACUUUCACCAUACAAGUUGUAUAUCACUCAUCAUAAAUUGUGGAAUUACUUAUAAUUUGAAUACCUUA